Molecule: messenger RNA, 1380 nt
Organism: Gossypium arboreum
Lineage: Eukaryota; Viridiplantae; Streptophyta; Magnoliopsida; Malvales; Malvaceae
Product: transcription factor bHLH148
Exons: 2
Coding region: 444-1076 (210 amino acids)
Biological process (GO): regulation of DNA-templated transcription
Molecular function (GO): protein dimerization activity
Source: RefSeq, a predicted model, not a curated record
UAAUAAGACAACUUCUAACAUGAUGACACAGUGACUGAAUCGGAGGGAGGGACCGUCGCCAAAGGUCGCACCCACUCCAUCCAUCCUCUAUAGCAAAAAUCCAAAAAAGAAGAAGAAGAAGAAAAUAAAAAAAAUAAAGGCAAUAAAUAAGAGUAGAGAAUAUAAAAUGUAAAAUGACGCCUGCUCUCUUUUCAUUCCCAUUCCUUUAUUAUAUUUUAACUUUCUCCCUCUCCUCUCUCCAUCUCUUCCUCAAUCCAACACACCUCCUCAACUCCGUUCCGUUCAUUUACCCUUUCUCCGUUUUCUUCCUUUUUUUUUUCUUUUCUCUCGAUUCCACCCUCUGAGUUCAUCAAAUCGACGCUUCUGUUAACAUUCACCGAAUCGUACGGUGUAGAGAGGGAGAGAGAGAGAGAGAGAAUAUUAGAGGAUUUUGAUCCGGUGAGAUGGCGUCCAUGGUAACGAAUCCUGUGACGAACGCAAAUUCUGAUCGCAGCAAAAGGAAAAAGAAGAAAUCAAUGAUCAUGGAAGACAAUCACCAGAGUCACGCCAGAUGGAAAUCGGAGGCGCAGCAGCAAAUCUAUUCCUCCAAGCUUCUUCAGGCUUUGAGCCAGGUCAGCCUCAACACUUCUUCCUCUUCGGCUCCGCGCGGUGGCCGAGCCGUCCGUGAAGCCGCUGAUAGAGCUUUGGCCGUUGCUGCUAAAGGGAGGACUAGGUGGAGCCGGGCCAUUUUGACAAGCCGGCUUAAACUGAAAUUCAGAAAGCAGAAGAGGCAGAGGGGAGCCGCCGUGGCUGCCGUCACCGGGAGUAGCCGCUCGAAGAAACCGAGAUUUAGCGUUUCCAAACUGAAAUCGAAAAGCUUACCGGCUGUUCAAAGAAAAGUCAAGGUUCUUGGACGGUUGGUUCCUGGUUGCAGGAAGCAACCGUUGCCUAUUAUUCUUGAAGAAGCGACUGAUUACAUAGCUGCGCUUGAAAUGCAGGUUCGAGCCAUGACCACUCUCGCCGAGCUGCUAUCUGGCUCCGGUGCCGCCAGCUCUGGCUCAGCUCUUCCGCCCCAGUCGCCGCCGCCUAGUCAGUAACACCUUUAAUUUGCUUAGUUGCCAAGUCAUCCUCAUCUUCCUUUUUUUAUUUUUUAUUUUCUUGCCUCCUCACUCUCUAAGUAAUGUUAAAUACAUGUUUUCUUUGUUUUUCGUUUUCCUUCUCAAGCAAGUUUAUCUUAUAUUUUCAUUUUAUUCAAAAAAAAUAUGAAGAAAGGUUGGGAUUUAAGAUUUUCCUUCAUUAUUAGGCCAUUGUUCCUCUGAAAUAUACUGCAAUAAAAAAAAUUGUAAAUGCUUGACUUUUGUAGAGUUGUUACUCAAUGAUUUCAGGCUUGAAAUCAAGAAA